Messenger RNA from Acomys russatus (golden spiny mouse), 357 nucleotides. Its product is annotated as NHP2-like protein 1. Bases 1 to 357 code for a protein of 118 amino acids. The transcript has a single exon. Gene Ontology annotation, cellular component: precatalytic spliceosome; U4/U6 x U5 tri-snRNP complex; small-subunit processome. Gene Ontology annotation, biological process: maturation of SSU-rRNA; mRNA splicing, via spliceosome. Gene Ontology annotation, molecular function: RNA binding. The record is from RefSeq and is a predicted model, not a curated record. Lineage: Eukaryota; Metazoa; Chordata; Mammalia; Rodentia; Muridae.
AUGACAGAGGCUGAUGUGAAUCCAAAGGCCCAGCCCCUCGCAGAUGCCCACCUCACCAAGAAGCUACUGGUCCUUAUUCAGCUGUUGUGCAGCUGCAAGCAGCUUCAGAAAGAAGUCGAUGAAGCCACCAAAACACUCAACAGAGGCAUCUCUGAGUUCACUGUGAUGGCAGCAGAUGCUGAGCCCUUGCAGAUCAUCCUGCACCUCCCACUGCUGUGUGAAGACAAGAAUGUCCCCUGUGUAUCUGUGUGCUCCACGCAGGCUUUAGGAAGGGCCUGUGGCGUCUCCAGGCCUGCCAUCGCCUAUUCUGUUACCGUGCAGUCCACUCAGCAGUCUGUUGGAAGGCUCUUGGUGUAG